Prunus armeniaca (apricot) is the source of this 702-nucleotide messenger RNA. Lineage: Eukaryota; Viridiplantae; Streptophyta; Magnoliopsida; Rosales; Rosaceae. The record is from the annotation of a GenBank genome assembly.
AUGGCGCCGAAGCAGAGGACCCCGAAGGUGACCCGAAACCCAGAUCUGAUUAGAGGGAUUGGGAAAUACUCGAGGUCGAAGAUGUACCACAAGCGAGGGCUUUGGGCUAUCAAGGCCAAAAACGGCGGCGCUUUCCCUCGCCACGACAAGAAGCCCGCGGCUGACGUCCCUGCUGUGAAGCCGCCUAAGUUUUACCCCGCCGAUGAUGUCAAGACGCCACUGGUCAACAAGCGCAAGCCCAAACCCACAAAGCUCAGAGAUAGCAUUACUCCUGGUACUGUGUUGAUCCUUCUUGCUGGGAGGUUCAAGGGGAAGAGGGUUGUGUUUCUGAAGCAGCUCUCAUCUGGCUUGCUUUUGGUCACUGGACCAUUCAAGAUUAACGGUGUUCCUCUUAGACGUGUGAACCAAGCUUACGUGAUUGGAACUUCAACCAAGGUUGACAUCUCUGGGGUUAACGUGGAUAAGUUUGAUGACAAGUAUUUUUCAAAGGAAGUCCAGAAGAAGAAAAAGAAGGGUGAAGGCGAGUUCUUUGAAGCAGAGAAAGAGGAGAAAACUGUACUUCCACAGGGGAAAAAAGAUGACCAGAAGGCUGUUGAUACACCAUUGAUUAAAUCCAUCGAGGGAGUUUCAGAUUUGAAGACUUAUUUGGCUGCAAGGUUUUCUCUCAAGCAAGGCAUGAAGCCUCACGAGCUUGUUUUCUAG